AUGGAAGAGUGGAUUUUUUUUUGUUAUUCUUUUUGGUCAGAACGUUGUCUCCGUACACCGUCCGGGUCACGCCGGCGAGCCGACUGCUGGGAUCGAACUAGACUUUACCCCGGGGAAGGCUGGGUGUCAGUUGGUGACGUACCAGCGAUCAUGAACUUAAUACCUGCAGCAUACGGUGUUUAUUCGAUUGCUGGCCGACUCACAAUCGAUCGCAUUCGUGCUACGGUAGAAGAGCGCAAGACUAGAGCCAAUUAA
Molecule: messenger RNA, 255 nt
Organism: Danaus chrysippus (African queen)
Lineage: Eukaryota; Metazoa; Arthropoda; Insecta; Lepidoptera; Nymphalidae
Source: the annotation of a GenBank genome assembly